This is a messenger RNA of Nannospalax galili (Upper Galilee mountains blind mole rat), 1017 nucleotides long. RefSeq names its product olfactory receptor 7E24-like. Gene Ontology annotation, molecular function: olfactory receptor activity; G protein-coupled receptor activity. Gene Ontology annotation, biological process: G protein-coupled receptor signaling pathway. The coding region runs from base 91 to 1017 and encodes 308 amino acids. The transcript is spliced from 2 exons. Lineage: Eukaryota; Metazoa; Chordata; Mammalia; Rodentia; Spalacidae. Gene Ontology annotation, cellular component: membrane. The record is from RefSeq and is a predicted model, not a curated record.
GAAUUUCCAUUACUAUUUUUUUUUCAUUUGAAAAGGUGUACAAGGAAUGCGGAUCCCCAAAAUCUCACAAGUGUCUCAGAAUUCCAUCUCAUGGGACUCUCAGAGGAUCCAGAACUGCAGCCCAUUCUCUUUGGACUGUUCCUGUCCAUGUACUUGGUCUCGGUUCUUGGAAACUUGCUCAUCUUCCUGAUUGUUAGCUCUGACUCAAACCUACACUCCCCUAUGUACUUCUUCCUCUGCAACCUGUCCUUGGCUGACAUUGGCUUCAUUUCCACCACAGUCCCAAAGAUGAUUGUGAACAUCCAAACCCAUAGCAGAGUCAUCUCCUAUGUGGAUUGUCUCACACAGAUGUCUUUCUUUGCUAUUUUUGGAUGCAUGGAUGACAUGCUUCUGACUGUCAUGGCUUAUGACAGGUUUGUAGCCAUCUGUCACCCUCUGCAUUACACACUCAUUAUGAAUCCUCACCUCUGUGUCUGCUUGGUUUUGGCCUCCUUUUUGGUUAGCCUUGUGGACUCUCAGCUACACAAUUUGAUUGUCUUACAAUUACCCUACUUCAAGGAUGUGGAAAUUGCUAAUUUCUUCUGUAAUCCUUCUCAACUCCUUAAUCUAACCUGCUAUGAUGUGUUCAGUAAGAGCAUAAUUAUGUAUUUUACUGGUGCCAUAUUUGCUUUUUUUCCUAUCGCGGGGAUUCUUUUCUCCUACUAUAAAAUUGUAUCUUCCAUUCUUAGAAUCUCAUCUUCAGGUGGAAAGUACAAAGCCUUCUCUACCUGUGGGUCUCAUCUGUCAGUUGUUUGCCUAUUUUAUGGUUCAGGCAUUGGAGGGUAUCUUUGCUCUGCUCUGUCAUCUUCCCCGAGAAAUUAUUUGGUGGCCUCAGUGCUGUACACUGUAGUCACUCCUAUGUUGAAUCCCUUCAUCUACAGCCUUAAGAACAAUGACAUUAAAAGUGCUUUGAGCAGGGUGUACUGGAAGGCAAUCAAAUCUCCCUUUCAGUUUCAUACUUGUCUAAGUUUGCAUUGA